AUGAAAAUCUCGAAGAAGUUGGAAGAUGCACAUUCGUGCUCCAAUCCACCUCCUGCAACGUUCUCCUUUGAGUUCUUCGUCCCCAAGACGUCCCAAGGUGUUCAAAACCUCUACGACAGAAUGGACAGAAUGUACGAGUUGAACCCGAUCUUCAUCGAUAUCACCUGGAAUGCUGGUGGCAGGUCUUCUACACUCACUAACGAAAUGGUUUACACUGCCCAGUCGACUCUUGGCUUGGAAACGUGUAUGCAUUUGACGUGCACCAACAUGAAGGUGGAGUUGAUUGACGAGGCAUUGAAGAAAGCCCACGCUUCUGGAUGUCAGAACAUCUUGGCCUUGAGAGGUGACCCACCAUUGGACGGUUCCGAGUCUACUGGUGAUUUUAAAUACGCUAAAGAUUUGAUCCGCUACAUCCGCAAGAACUACGGUGACCACUUUAACAUUGGUAUAGCAGCAUAUCCCGAGGGCCAUCCUGAGGAAGAAGACGAUUUGAAAUUGUUAGGCUACUUGAAAGAGAAGGCUGAUGCUGGAGCAGACUUCAUCAUUACACAGAUGUUUUAUGACGCAGACAACUUCAUCAAGUGGUGUCUGAAGAUCAGAAAGAUUGGUGUAGAUAUCCCCAUCAUUCCUGGAAUCAUGCCUAUCUCGACAUACUCUGCAUUUAUCAGAAGAGCAAAAUGGUCUGAAGUUAUAAUUCCAAAGCACUUCUUGGAAGCUUUGGAUCCAAUCAAGGAUGACGAUUAUGCUGUCAGAGAGAAGGGUACAGAGUUGGUUGGCGAAAUGUGCCAAAAGCUUAUUGAUUCAGGCUAUGUCAACCAUCUUCACUUUUACACCAUGAAUCUUGAAAGAUCCACCAUCAUGGUGUUGGAGCACCUCAACUUGAUCGAACACGUCAAAGAUAAUGCUGUUGUGGGUGACGAAUUGCCCUGGAGGAAAUCGUUGCACCCAAUGCGAUCCAAGGAAUCCAUUCGUCCAAUUUUCUGGCAAAACAGAAAGUACUCAUACAUCUCUCGUACUUCUGGAUGGGAUGAGUUCCCUAACGGUCGUUGGGGUGAUUCUAGAUCUCCUGCUUUUGGUGACAUUGAUCUUUCAGCUACUGAGUUGUUGCGCCAGUCUCCUAAGCGUGCUUACGAGUUAUGGGGCUGCCCUCAAUCCUUGGAAGAUCUUUCUAACAUUUUGAUCUCUUACUUGCAAGGAGAGAUCAAAUCGUUGCCAUGGAGUGACGGUCCUAUUGGUGACGAUACCGAGGUGUUGAAGCCUGCAUUGGUUGAAAUGAACAGGAAAGGCAUUUUUACAUUGAAUUCCCAACCUGCUUUGAGCGCUGUCAAGUCCAAUGACGAGGUGUUUGGCUGGGGUCCUAAGAAUGGUUUCGUUUACCAGAAACAGUACUUAGAAUUCUUCAUCCACAAGGAUGCAGUCGAUGCCUUGUUGCACAGAGUCGAAGCCCACAACGCUAAGGAUGCUCACUCCAUUGUCACCUACUACGCUGUCGACAAGAACGGUACUUUGUCUACUAAUGCCCACGAUGAUGACAUUAAUGCCGUCACCUGGGGUGUCUUCCCUGGCGAAGAGAUCUUGCAGCCAACCAUUGUUGAAAAGGUCUCUUUCUUGGCCUGGAAGGACGAAGUCUACCGCUUGCUCGACGAGUGGGUGAAGAUCUUCCACACCAAGGCUGUCAAGGAAGUCGUCGAGGAUGAGAAGAUUGACUCUUUCUCCAAGUUGUUGACUGGCUUUGGUGACAACUUUGUCUUGUGCAACUUUGUCAACAAUGACUUCACCAGCGGCAACAACAUCAUCUUCGAUCUUUUCCAGGAUCUCCCAGUGACUUCCCUUUAG
This is a messenger RNA of Candidozyma haemuli, 1836 nucleotides long. RefSeq names its product methylenetetrahydrofolate reductase (NAD(P)H) (gene MET13). The record is from RefSeq and is a predicted model, not a curated record. Lineage: Eukaryota; Fungi; Ascomycota; Pichiomycetes; Serinales; Metschnikowiaceae. Gene Ontology annotation, cellular component: cytosol. Gene Ontology annotation, biological process: tetrahydrofolate interconversion. Gene Ontology annotation, molecular function: FAD binding; methylenetetrahydrofolate reductase [NAD(P)H] activity. The coding region runs from base 1 to 1836 and encodes 611 amino acids. The transcript has a single exon.